AUGAAAUUUCUAAGCCUAAUUUGUUUUGCCAUAUUAUUGGUAUUUGUGACGGCAGAAGAUCCAGCGCCAACUGCACCAGCACCAACUGGUACGGCAGAUCCAACGCCUGCAACUGGAGCAACCCCAGCUGAUCCUUCUCCAGCCAAUCCAACCCCCGAAGGAUCAUCUCCAACACCAGCUAAUCCAACUCCCGAAGGAUCAUCUCCAACACCAGCUAAUCCAACUCCUUCUCCUGCCCCUUCGCCUGGUGGUGGCACAGCCACUACUAAGAAACCUACAGCCACUACUAAGAAACCUACAGCCACUACUAAGAAACCUGUAGCUAACAAGAAACCCAACAAAAAUAAGAAGCCAGGAAAUAAAAACCCCAAUAAGAAACCAGCCAAGAAAAAUAAUAAAAAAGGCAACAAGAAACAAAAGAACAAGAAGCAGAAGAAUAAGAGGCCUGCCAAGAAAGGAAAUAAGAAAGGCAAGGGUAAAAAUAAGAAACAGAAUCAAAACAAGAAGAAGAAGAAUGCUAAGAAACAGGCCAACAAAAGAGGUUAA
This is a messenger RNA of Musca vetustissima, 546 nucleotides long. Its product is annotated as proteoglycan 4-like. The coding region runs from base 1 to 546 and encodes 181 amino acids. The transcript has a single exon. The record is from RefSeq and is a predicted model, not a curated record. NCBI's taxonomy places the organism in Eukaryota, Metazoa, Arthropoda, Insecta, Diptera, Muscidae.